AUGGCUCAAGGCUCAUCUCAGUUCCAAGCGACGUUGUCUUCCACGACCUCACGCCCUGGCGUCAUGGCUCUUCAUGGUUCAGCUGCUGCCACAGCUGGAAUGCGCAGCCAUCGUAUUGGUGGAGGCGGCAACUCCAGCUCCGGAGGCAUGGGCGGCAGCGGCAGUGGCUCUGGUGCCAAAAAUAACAUACUCAGCUUCUACACCGACGAUGCUCCUGGCUUGAAGAUCUCCCCCAUCGUCAUGCUCGUCAUGAGCCUCUGCUUCAUCACUGCCCUCCACGUCUUCGGCAAGCUCUACCUCCACCAAUCCACCGGCGGAGCUUAA
Messenger RNA from Rosa chinensis, 324 nucleotides. RefSeq names its product protein transport protein Sec61 subunit beta. The transcript has a single exon. NCBI's taxonomy places the organism in Eukaryota, Viridiplantae, Streptophyta, Magnoliopsida, Rosales, Rosaceae. Gene Ontology annotation, biological process: intracellular protein transport. The record is from RefSeq and is a predicted model, not a curated record. The coding region runs from base 1 to 324 and encodes 107 amino acids. Gene Ontology annotation, cellular component: Sec61 translocon complex.